This is a messenger RNA of Xiphophorus hellerii (green swordtail), 5402 nucleotides long. RefSeq names its product NFKB repressing factor (gene nkrf). Gene Ontology annotation, molecular function: nucleic acid binding. NCBI's taxonomy places the organism in Eukaryota, Metazoa, Chordata, Actinopteri, Cyprinodontiformes, Poeciliidae. Gene Ontology annotation, cellular component: nucleoplasm; nucleolus. The coding region runs from base 405 to 2693 and encodes 762 amino acids. The transcript is spliced from 3 exons. The record is from RefSeq and is a predicted model, not a curated record.
CUGACGGGCCAAUGUUCAGACAGGCGCCAUGAUUUUCCUGAGGAUGCGGCUAGAAAAUGGUCGCUCCCUGCUUGAAUAAACGCGCAGCCGACAGGUGAAAGGUUCCCCGCUGUUUAAAGCUCGCAGUUGAAAACACGUGUUCACUGGUUCCAGUAGAGACCAAAAUGGAUUUGUUGAUGUUAGAAAUACUCAGAGUUUCGCUUACAAAGCGGAGCAGAGUGAGCUAGGUAGCUAAUGCUAUCAGCGAAGCUAGCUCGGUGAGGCUAGCACAGGGUACUAACCGGUUUUUAUCACAAAUAUUGAACAUUUGAUUCUGCUUGGUUAAAUGACAGAGGUGUUACAGGACCAAAGCUCACACCUUGAGUAACAGGUAUGACCCGGUUCUGAUUCGGACAGUCCUGGUGAUGGCAGAGGGGACUCACACUGGCGAAAUGCCCUCCUUUGACCCAAGUCCUGGUGGUUCUGAAGCUAAAAAGAGACCCAUUUCAUCAGAUGGCAGAGACGAACCCAUGAGGAAAAUGCCUUUGACAAAGUUUGGACCCCAACCUCGGUUUGAGCCUGUGCACUUCGUUAGCAGUGGGAGCAGCGGAGGAACCGGCACCGAUGAGAAGGAGAACGAUAAGGAGCGCAGGAAGAGUGAGUCGCACGGCGCCAGACUGUGGGAGUCCCACCACUCUGCCGCUAGCGGCUGGGCGCAGGGCUUCUCCUCCCUCAGGCCCGCUUUCGACCGAGUGCCGUCGCACUCCAGUGACUUUUGGGGUUCCCACAUGGACAGAGACGGUAGCACUAGUGGACUGGGUUAUGGAGGCCGCGUAUCGUCUUCGAACUACAUGGCAAAAACGCAGCAGGACUACACUGCCAAGUACGUAGCGCACGCCUCCUCUCACAGCUUAAACUCGUACUCGAAGCCGCAGAGGUUUAAUGGCUAUGGCGGCGGCAGCAGAACCAGCAGCUGGGAUGUGGGUCGUCAGGGUUUGGGUUACGACCAUCAGGACCGGCCUUUCAGCAGAGUCUACAGCGGCCCAAGCGCGGCCAGUCCCAAAGCAGCAGAGUACGCGAAGCCUCUUCUGAUAUCUCACUCCACGCUAGAUGAGAAGCAGAGGCUGAUCACCAGUGUUGCCAACGCGUUAUCCGUUGCCUUCAGGAACCCUGUGUUGAUGACAGGAAGCGACUCACCGAACUACAACUUCAUGUUGAGCCGCAGCAUCCAGGCCUGCAAGACCAACCCGGAGUACAUUUAUGUCAACCUGAAGGAUAUCCCACAGGCAGACCUGCCAAAGAACAGGAAAGUGCCGACGGACGGUUACGCCUGCGAACUGAGAUGUCAGGGUGUGUAUCUGGCAACCGGAUAUUCCGGCAGCAAAAACGGCGCAAGAGACCGUGCAUCCGAGCAAGCUGUGAAGCUCUUCCUGAAGCCGGUGGAGGUCCGCAUUGUGCAGCGUCGAUACCGACACCUGGUGGUCAGUGACAUGGUUGUGUGCCAGACACACAGCCCGACGCCUGCGUUCCUGCCGGCGCUCCGAAACCCAGAGGACAAGCCGAUGCCGGGCUCCAAGGGCCAACAUGAGCCCGACCGAAACAAGCACUGGACCGAGUUUGUGGUGAUGGACAACGCGUACGACGCCAUCUGCAUUCUGAACAACUCCAACGCCUUCAACCGCAUGAAGAUUGACUACAAGUUUGUCCAGCUGCCCAGCAACCUGUGGCAGUGCAGCAUCUUUCUGCAGGACGAGCUGAUAGCGCAGGCGACUGGGACGAAGAAGAGCUCCAAACAUGCCGCCGCCGAGGAGGCCGUGAGGAAGCUUCGCCUCAACCAAGCACAACGGCAGCCCUGGCAGAAACAGUCCUUCAGAAGUAAUCCGCAGGAUUCUGGCAACUUCUUCCCGCCACAGUCGGACGUCGAUUCUUUUGGAGUCAAAAAGAAGCAACUGAGCGAGCUUGUGAUCUUGGAGAAUAACGAUAACGCCAUCUGCAUCAUCAACGACACAGCUCAGUUUAACAAAGUGACCGCAGAUUACAGAUUCUCGGUUUUGCCCGAUCAUCACUGGAAGUGCGAAGUUUACCUGGAAGGGCAGUACGUCGCAGCGGGAGUCGGGCCGAAGAAGUUAGUGAAGCACAUUGCGGCGAAUGAGGCGUUGUCCACCUUACGACAGACUCAGGCGGUCGUCAAGUCCAACUUGAGGAAGGAGGGACACAACGGCGCCAUUUCCCGCUCUCAGAUCCUCGCUCGCUCAGGCGAGGAUGCGCUGAAGCAGGAGAUCAAGGAGGACAACAUCGGAAACCAGCUGCUGCGUAAGAUGGGCUGGAAAGGCGGCGGCCUCGGCCGGGACGGCGAUGGCAUCGCCGAGCCAAUCAGAGUCAAGGAGCAGUUCUCCAGGGAGGGUCUGGGUAUGGAAAUGGUUAAAGCGGGAAACCUGCUCAGCAAGCGGGACAUUGAGGACGUCAUCCGCAACUACGCCAGCUCGGACAGAACGGACGACCUCCGCUUCUCCAACGAACUCACCGACGACGAGCGCAAGCAGAUUCACCAGAUUUCCCAAAAAUACGGCCUGCGCAGCAAGUCCUACGGACAGGGAUGGGACCGGUUUCUGGUCGUCAGUCGGAAAGUACACAAAGACCAGCUGAUUGGUCAGCUUUUACAGGAAGGACAGGUGGGCCGAUACGAGCUCGUCAAGCCUCAGGCGUCUCAUUAAACUGCAUGAAAAUAAAUUGGAAAUUUCCUCUGAGUUGGACUUCAAAGCAUAACACAGCAAGGCCCGGUUCGGACAUGGCAGCAGCAUGCGUCCUGGCUUUAUAUUUCACCAUUUAUACCCGAUACUAGGGAUCAUUUAGCUCACAGAUGUCAAACUCCAGUCCUCAAGGGCCGCUGUCCUGCAGUUUUUAGAUGUGACAGGUUCAAAACGUUGGAAUGAAAUGGCUUAAUUGUCUUGAUAAUGACCUAAUUAUUCUAUUCAGGUGUGGUGCAGCAGAGGCACAUCUAAAAGUUGCAGGACAGCGGCCCUCCAGGACUGGAGUUUGACAUCCCUGAUUUAGCUGCUUCACAUGUAGCACUAUACACAGUUUACAUCAAAUGUUACAAUAACUAUUAAUUUUGGUGUUAUAUCGAUAAUGUUUCAGGAUAAAAUUACACAAAAAAAGAACUUUUGAAGACAAGACUUGGGUGAACAAAGUUUGAAUUUAUUGUGGAUUAAGAAUUAUACAUUUUGGCUCAAAUUUAUACAAACAACUCUUUAGCUUCUGGUUAAUUUACAAAAACACAUUGCUUUCCAAAUUUAAAUUGAAGUUUUAGCUUAGUUUUACCGGGAUAAUUGAUCGCUUUUGGUAGAUUUAGUAUAGUUCAUUUAAAUUAGAUGACUUUCUGCCACUGACCUGAUUUUUUUUUUAAAGCAUAAUCCACAUAUUUUCAAAAUCUCUUCAUCCCAAUCCCAACAUUGGCACUUAAAAACUUUCCACCUCUGAUGAAAUGUAAUUGGCUAGGAGAUUCAGAAACCGUGAAAACCACCAAAUACGGAAGAAACACCUGAAAUUUUUAAUUAAGUUUUCUGCUCAGUAAAGACAAUUUGAGCUACACUGCAAAAACACAAAAUCUUACCAAGCAUUUUUGGUCUAGUUUCUAGUAUGUGUGAAAUAAGACAAAACUAACGUACAAGUAACUUUUCAGCAAGAUAUGAGCUCGUUUUAAGAAAAUAAUUCCUUAAUUUUGAUUUAAAAGAACAACUAUUUCCACUGGCAAAUUGUUUCACUUAUAACAAGACAUUUUUCCCAUAAGUGAAAUAAUCUACCAGAGGAACAAGGAACCUUUUCAUCAACAACAAUGAAUUGUUUACUCAAAUCAUACUUGUAUAUCCUGCUGAAAAGUGGCUUGUAAGUUAGUUUUGUCUUAUUUCUAUUGUACUAAGAUGUUUGUAAUAGAAACUUGACCAAAAAUGCUUGGUAAAAUUUUGUGUUUUUGCAGUGUAGAUUUGAAGUUGACGCUUUGAGACAAAAGAACGCCACCAACUGUUGGUGGCAACAUCAUGCUAAGGGAAAGUAGGGCUCUAGUCUAGAAAGAUGUCAGCCCUAUUGCGAACUCAUGAACUAUGCCUAAAAGGUCAAUUUCAAGGUCAUUCUAGGUCAAUGAGAGGAAAUAUUCAUAAUAAAGAAGGAUCAUGCAGAACGUUUGAAUGCUACAGGAAGUGUGAUUUCUCUGCAACUUACUCAGGGACAAUUGACCAACUAUUUAAACAUGUAUGUAUAUAUAUUCAGCCUGAAUAUGUAAUUAAAUUAAAACUAGGGCUGGGCGAUAAAUCAGUUUAAUCGAUAAUUGAAUUUUCUGGUUUUGAAGGUGUAAUUUUCACCAUUGGGUUUCCAUGGUUCAGAGUGAUGUCAGCACGCCCAGGGCGGCCAUCUUGUUUGACUAGUUUGUUUUAUUUACUUUGAAUUCAGAUCAACUUACAGAAGGAAUCCACUGAAAUAAGUAAUUUUAAAAAAAAGAUAUUUUCUAUCAUUUGUAUUUUUCAUUUUUUGGAAAAAAAAAUUUUGGUUUUAAAAAAAAUUUAUAUUUUAUUUUAAAUCAUCUCUCAGCACUAAUUCAAACUUCUUCACCUGAUUCUUGUUCUUAAAAUCAUUAAAGUAAUAUUUUCUUUCCAUCUUUUUGGGGAAAAAAAGAUUAGAAUAAAUAAAUAAAAGCUCAAGAUGAAUGUUUAUGAAAGUGUGAGUGCAGUCCUGAGAAGGGAGACGCAAUUUGAGGGAAACCAGAUGUAAUUGGACCAGCCAGGACCAACGCUGAUGCCCAGUCUGAUUCGGGUCCAACCGCAAAAACACAAAAUAUCACCAAAUGUUUCUGUCUAGUUUCUAGAUAUUUUAAGAUAUUUGAAAUAAGAUAAAACCAAGAUUUCAUUUUUGGAAAAUCUGGGACUUUUAAUUUAUUUUUCACCAAUUUACUACUUAUGUUUCCAUAGUUCAGAGUGAUGUCUGCGGCGGCCAUUUUGUUUGACAAGUAUGUUUUACGACUGAAUAUUAGGGCCAGUCUAUGAUUUAUUUUAAUUACGGUAAUAAAGUCAUAAUAUUUGGAGAGUGAAAUCAUAAUUUUAUGAGAACUCAAAUAAAAAACAACAAUUUGGUCAUGGUUUUACAGAUAAGUAAGCACUUAACCUUUUGACAUAUCAGCAUCAAAUUACUAUCAGCAGCAGGACUUUGAAACUAUGACGAAUCACAGCUGGUCACAACAGAUCUUCAAGAUUUUUUUUUCUAAUUAAAACAACUUUUUUUCCUCCUCAUUCUAAGACGUUUUCUGGUAAAAUUGUGUCUAUUCUGUUAAUAUUAUAACUAUAUUCUCACAAUUAAACAUUCUUGUAAGCCGGGCCCUAAUACUCUGUUGUACAACUCACAGAAGACAAUAAUAAAAACCACUUUUGAAAAUA